Maniola jurtina (meadow brown) is the source of this 3741-nucleotide messenger RNA. Its product is annotated as kelch-like protein 5. NCBI's taxonomy places the organism in Eukaryota, Metazoa, Arthropoda, Insecta, Lepidoptera, Nymphalidae. The coding region runs from base 349 to 2178 and encodes 609 amino acids. The transcript has 10 exons. The record is from RefSeq and is a predicted model, not a curated record. Gene Ontology annotation, molecular function: protein binding.
GCGUGGAAGUGUGCGAGGUUUCAUGAGAUUUCAUAUAAUGAAUUCUAAAAUUUGUUACAUUCGACUUGUUCAGCUCGGAUAGUGUGUGUUCACUUUUACUGUGAUUUGUGAGGUUAUGAUUCUGUGGAUGCUACUGUGCUAUAUAUCAGUACUGCACUCCAUACAAAAGUUGAUCUCUAUAUGAAAGAUUCGCCUGCCUGUCCUCCUCUAAUAAUACUCUGUGCUGUUCGCUUUCUGUUUGUGUUUAUUGUUUUCAUCAUUUUUCCAGUUCAUUGUUGUAUGAAGUUGUAAAAUUGAUGUCCGGUUUUUUCAAAGUACCUGUCGAGAGAAAACUUUUACUUAAUAAAAAUGUCGAACUGUGAUUCUCAAAAGCCAGAGGCGGCUAAAGACAAUGUCUCGACUAAUUCUAUUGAUGAAGGAUUGCCUCGAGAGCUGAGCCAGCUAAGUCUUUCAAGUGGAUCUAAUCCCGACGAAUUCCAUUGUAAUAAAGGGCAUUCCGAAACCACAAUGAAAAACAUUUACGGAUAUUACCAGGCACAAAAGCUAUGCGAUAUUGCGUUAAUUGCCGGUGGAUGCAGGAUUCCAGCACACAAAGUUGUUUUAGCAUCUUGCAGUGAGUACUUUGCGGCCAUGUUCACAGGCUCCCUACGGGAAGCUCAAUCAUCAGAAAUAACUCUAAAGCGAGUUGACUCACAAACACUAAGAUCACUUGUUCAUUAUUGCUAUACGGGCAUUAUAGAGCUAAGUGAAGACACUGUAGAGAUCUUACUCUCAACAGCCAGCUUGCUGCAACUACAUUCAGUUACAAAAGCAUGCUGUGACUUUCUAGAGAAACAGUUAGACCCAUGCAACUGUCUAGGGAUAGCCUUGUUUGCUGAGCAACAAUCUUGUUUGGGCUUGCACAAAAGUGCUCUGGAUUAUACCCACCAACAUUUUAUGCAGGUUGUAAAGCACCAAGAGUUCCUCGCCUUACAGACUGAACAGUUGUCAAAUUUGCUCAAAUCAGAUGAUCUCAAUGUAGAGACUGAAGAAACCGUGUUUGAAAGUCUUAUGACAUGGGUGCAGCACGACAAAGCUAAUAGGGAUAAGCAUUUGGCAGAUUUGCUCAAGCUGGUUAAACUGCCCCUUCUCUCAUCAGAGUACUUGAUAGAUAAAGUGGAACAAGCAUGUGGUGAUGUUGCUGAAUGCCAGCCUCUGAUAAUGGAGGCUGUAAAGUGGCACUUAUUGCCAGAAAGGCGGUCCCUUUUGUAUUCACACAGGACAAGACCUCGGACUUCCACUAUUGGAAGACUUCUGGCUAUUGGAGGGAUGGAUGGAUACAAGGGAGCUAGCAACAUGGAAAUGUAUGACCCUCGAACAAAUUCAUGGACUCCUUUUAUGAGAAUGGGGGCCAGAAGAUUGCAGUUCGGAGUCGCAGUGAUGCAAAAUAAGCUUAUUGUUGUAGGAGGCAGAGAUGGAUUGAAAACCUUGAAUACGGUGGAGUGUUUUGAUCUCACGUCAUUAAGCUGGAGCACUCUCGCCCCCAUGAACACCCACCGGCACGGCCUGGGCGUGGCCGUGUUGGGUGACGGGCCCAACUCCCCCAUCUACGCCGUGGGAGGCCACGAUGGCUGGAUCUAUCUCAAUUCUGUUGAAAGAUGGGACGCGUGUUCGCGCACUUGGACGAUCGUUUCGCCGAUGGCGGGCGCGCGCAGCACGUGCGACGUGGCGGCGUUGCGCGGGCGCCUGUACGCCGUGGGCGGGCGCGACGGCGGCGCGUGCCUGCGCUCCGUCGAGUGCUACGACCCCGCCACCAACCACUGGACCAACUGCGCGCCCAUGACAAGACGGCGCGGCGGCGUCAGCGUGUGCGCGGCGGGCGGCUUCCUGUACGCGCUGGGCGGGCACGAGGCGCCGGCCAACACGGUGGGCGGGCGGCUGGCGUGCGUGGAGCGCUACGACCCCGCCGGCGACGCGUGGGUGCUGCUCGCGCGCCUGUCCUACGGCCGCGACGCCAUCGGCUCCUGCUUGCUGGGUGACAGGAUCGUCGCCGUCGGCGGCUUCGACGGCGUGCAGUACCUGUGCGUGGUGGAGAUGUACGACUCAGAGUGCAACAGCUGGCGCAAGCUCGCGCCGCUGAGCACGGGGCGCGCGGGCGCCGCAGUCGUGGCAGUGCCGCCGCCGCGGAACCUCUUCUGAUACGCGCACCACCAGCUCGUCAUCUACCUGCGGGUCUGAGUGCACGCUGCCCUCACUGCACUGAACUAGAUCACCAGUGUCCAUAAUACCCGUAUGUAUUGUGUAUAUCUAAACUUUAAAGAACAAAAAAGUAUUUCAGGUGCAAAAAUAAUAAUAUAGUAUGUUUCAUUGUUGACUUUAUUCGUCUGCAGGGAAAGAGGCAAAGUUUUGCUACUUUACAUAUUUAAUUAUGGUCAUAAUCUCACAAAUAUGGCUAAUUCUGUUGUACACAAUUUCUGAAUCAACUAAAUCGACAGGUCUAAAUCUAGUGCUGUCAUUUUCCGCAGGGUUUCUAAUACUAUGCCGAAUAAGUAUAAAAAAGUUAGACUUUAUACUUUGACGUAAGAUUUUUUACUUCUUUAUUACCUGUUACUUAUGUCCCAAAGCUACCAUGAUCCAAACUUCAUAGUCACUGAUCGUUCCUCCCAGUGUUGGGGACAAUACGCAGACAAAUCAGCUUUUAUAAAGUAACGAAGGUAUACUCGCUCGCUCUUAGUCUAAAGUUAGAAUUUAUUUGAUGCUUUAAGAAUUUCCAAUAACUCUGAACGCUCCCGAAAAAAAAUUUCAUUCAUUCAAAAUUUUCUUGUAAUCUUGCAUCUAGCGUUUUUCUCGCUGUAGUGAGAAGAAAAGUUGUGUGUUUCACACACUUGAAAAUUAAUUUGCGCUCUCGGAAUUUUGAAUUCCUCGCUACGCUUUGGAUCCUAUUUUUAACCCUUCGCUGACUCGACUUCAAUACACACUCUGAGCCAAAAUAACAGCUUUACAGCGUUGCAUAACAAAUAACUAUUUUAUUUAUUGUUUUGAAAUUGGAACCCUGAACAGAAUUAGCCACAAUCACUGUUUGUGGAGUCAAAAAUUAAAACGAGCGAACUUUUGUACUUUAACUUACCUUAAUAAUAAUAAUUAAACAUGUACUCUAUCAUCCUAUAAUUUGAUAAGUAGUUCUUAGUUCUGUCCUAAAUAAUCCACGUCAUCACAAAACAUGACUACUUACAUACCUAGACUUUAUAAGACACGAUUACAUUCUACUUUUCAUGUUUUAAUACCUAUUUUAGAGUGUUAAAGAUUUUAUUAUAUUUGCCAUUUACGAGAAAGAUAAGUAAAUGAAAUAACUUCAUUACUUUGAAUAUCCGCAUAAGUAAUUAUUGUAGGAUGAUUUUGAAGUGUUACAUUUCACGUUAGGGCGUUUGUUUAUGCACUCAUUCGUAUUCAAUUCGUAUUCGUUUCGUGAAAAUACGAUCCAAAGUGGUCGCCAUACAAAACGAACAUACACGUGUGCAUUGAUAGAUUUUUUGACGCAAUUUUUGAAAAAUACGUUUUUCGUAAAAAUACGAAAAUGAAUACGCAUGAGUACACAAACGCCCUUCCGCUGUUGCCUUUGUAGUAAUCCCGCGCAAACAGCCAUCUCUACCUAAUAAAUAAAGAUGGUUUUGAAAGAAUUCUGGCGUCUUUGAUAACGGAUUUAUUAGGCUAAUAAUUAUACAUAGAUACAUUUAAUUUUAUUUAGAAAAUACCACUUUUACU